CGGCAGCAUGCCCAAAGCGGAGUGUGAAUAUCACCGGUAGUUGCCGGGGCGCGUUCACCAGUGCAGUGACGCGUCCCAUAGCAUAAGCAGUCUGUACUUGCUCGCCAUUCUCUCCGUCCACAACACUUCUUUCACCAUCCCACACGAUGCCUCCAAAAGCUGAUUGGGAGAAAUACGAGAAGAAGGGCGACGACAAGGAGGAGAAGAUUCAAGCUCUUACAACUAGUGAUAUCCAAAUCCUCAAAACCUAUGUAAGUACAAUAUCUAUACGCUCCGUCCGCUCAACAAUACAUUCCCUACAGGGCCAAGGCGCAUACGCCGCAAAGUUGAAGAAGACAGAACACGACAUCAAGGAAGUUCAGAAACGGAUAGAUGAAAAGCUUGGCGUGAAGGAGUCUGACACAGGCCUCGCUCCGCCAAAUCUCUGGGAUCUUCCAGUUGACCGACAACGCAUGGGAGCCCAUCCACUACAGGUUGCGCGGUGUACUAAAAUUAUUCCUGUUGAUCCCAAGAAAGCUGAGGUUGCACGCGCCGUCAACCCCGUCGGUGCUGCUCAAGGCCAGAAGGGGGCCGACGAGCAGGACAAAUACGUCAUUAACAUCAAACAGAUUGCUAAAUUUGUCGUUGGUCUCGGUGAUCGGGUCGCACCGACAGAUAUCGAAGAGGGUAUGCGCGUGGGUGUGGACCGGAAUAAAUAUCAGAUCCAGAUCCCACUGCCACCUAAGAUCGAUGCUUCGGUGACGAUGAUGCAGGUUGAAGAGAAGCCCGACGUCACGUACUCGGACGUUGGUGGAUGCAAAGAACAAAUAGAGAAGCUGCGUGAAGUCGUUGAGACGCCGCUACUAUCACCUGAGCGCUUUGUCAAGCUCGGUAUUGAUCCCCCAAAGGGCGUCCUUCUCUUUGGGCCACCCGGAACCGGCAAAACUCUCUGUGCACGUGCAGUCGCCAAUCGUACAGAUGCCACCUUCAUCCGCGUCAUUGGCUCUGAGCUUGUGCAAAAGUAUGUCGGCGAAGGUGCACGAAUGGUGCGCGAGUUGUUUGAGAUGGCACGUUCAAAGAAGGCUUGCAUUAUUUUCUUUGACGAAGUCGACGCUAUCGGUGGGGCGCGAUUUGACGAUGGCGCUGGUGGUGACAAUGAAGUGCAGCGCACGAUGUUGGAACUGAUUAACCAGCUGGAUGGAUUUGACCCUCGAGGUAAUAUCAAGGUGCUCAUGGCCACAAAUCGACCAGAUACUCUUGACCCUGCAUUGUUGCGUCCCGGUCGACUUGAUCGGCGGGUUGAGUUCUCACUGCCUGAUAAUGAGGGCAGGGCUCAUAUUCUCAAGAUUCAUGCUCGGAGUAUGAGUGUUGAGCGUGACAUUCGAUUCGAUCUUAUUGCUCGGUUAUGUCCCAAUACGACGGGUGCUGAGCUUCGGUCAGUUGCAACUGAGGCUGGCAUGUUUGCUAUUCGUGCCCGGCGGAAAGUCGCCACGGAGCGCGACUUCCUCGACGCAGUAGAGAAGGUCGUGCGGCAAGGGACGAAGUUCUCGUCAACACCACUGUAUCAACUAUUUCCCAGUGAUCUUUUACUGAUUUUGAGCCCGCCUCAUGCCUAUACUCUCUCCAAAGGGACCCAUCUUGUGCAGAGGAUCCCUUCGCGUACCGUCCAACGGCGGCGGUACCAUGUUCGUCGUGCACCGUUGCCACCGUCUGCUGAAUCUGCUCGACUUCUCGACUCAUUCGCGGCACAUCCGCCACUUCCUCUAACGCUCUCGACCCUCAUGUCCUUCGGUAACCCUUUAACACCUGUAUCUGUGCUGCGUUCAGUCACGUACGUACUCUCGGAGAUACCAAGACGUAUGGCCCAGCGUGUCCGCGCCCUGGAGGGGUUGCCAUUCAUUGUCGGCACUAAUCCAUACAUUGCACGAACUCUCAACGGUCACAGAGACAGCUUCAAAUUACUCGCCACUUAUCCUGAAGUGCGCACACUCGAGGACAAUAAACACUUUGUCGAUGAACUAGAUAUACUCGUGCAGAGACAUGGAAACGAUAUACCAACCAUGGCCAAGGGAUUCCAAGAGUGCUCGCGAUACAUGUCUCCGACUCAAAUAUCUAACUUCCUCGAUGGUGCUAUCAGAUCUCGUAUCUCUGUACGCCUGAUUGCUGAACAACAUAUCGCGCUCUCACAUGCACUUGCUACGGAUCCCGGCGCCGCCGAGACUAGCGUGCUCAUGCACAAUGGUGUCAUUGAUCCAAAGUGCUCCCCCGCGGUUAUGGUCCGCAUAUGUGGCGCAUUCGUUAGCGAAUUAUGCGAGGCGACCCUUGGCACAAGCCCCAACAUUACGAUUGACGGAUGUCCAGAAGCUACAUUCACCUAUGUCCCUGUGCAUCUUGAAUAUAUCCUCACUGAAAUGCUCAAGAACGCGUUUCGCGCUACUGUAGAGCACCACCACAAGCUUCAUGGCCUCGCUUCAUCCCACCCCCUACCACCCGUACAAAUCACCAUCUCACCCCCUACUUCAUCCCAUCCAUUCCUAUCAAUUCGAAUUCGCGACCAGGGUGGUGGCGUCUCAGCGUCCAACAUGGCUCGUAUAUUCUCAUAUGCUUUCACUACCGCGGGGUAUGCCGAUGACCAAAACGGAGACGGUGGACCAUACGCCGCCCAGCAUAUUGGCGGGAGCGCAGCCAUUGGGAGUGGCAGUGCAGGGGAAUGCGGGAACCUUUUUAGCGAGAUCACAGAGAAGGGUGUCCAAGUGGGCCUUGGAACAAUUGCAGGUCUAGGGUAUGGGCUCCCUCUGAGUAGGUUAUACGCAAAAUAUUUCGGUGGUUCAUUGGAUUUAUUUUCGCUUGACGGGUGGGGCAGCGAUGUCUUUAUCAAACUUAGAUGUUUACUAGACGAUGCAGGCGACGCCGAGAUAUAGAUCCAUCGGACUUAAGUUGUAAUGUUUAACUGUAUUUCACGUCCAACACUUUGCUGUUACCUUACGCUCGUGUCUCUGAACAACUAUAAUACUUGUGUGUUUUCCCGGUGUCCUGUUGCCAAUAGUAAUGCAUUAUAGCUCAAAUGUGGUUAUCUAGAAGAUGAUCGGUGAUCAGCUGCUCUUUAGCAUGCCCAAGUUUGAAUUGGUAAGUGACUGGAUGUACUGUAAUUUCUUUGUAGACACUGUGUAAGGCUGGUUGAUUGAGUUCGACGGGGAAUGAUUCGGACCAAGAGAGAAUGAGUGAGGGGGAGUUUAUUCACUGGAGCUAUAGAAAGUAGGGACCGACUAUUUAUAUAUAAGUGAGC
Molecule: messenger RNA, 3265 nt
Organism: Suillus bovinus
Lineage: Eukaryota; Fungi; Basidiomycota; Agaricomycetes; Boletales; Suillaceae
Exons: 16
Coding region: 147-2900 (917 amino acids)
Biological process (GO): proteasome-mediated ubiquitin-dependent protein catabolic process
Cellular component (GO): proteasome regulatory particle, base subcomplex
Molecular function (GO): ATP hydrolysis activity; proteasome-activating activity; ATP binding
Source: RefSeq, a predicted model, not a curated record